This is a messenger RNA of Eurytemora carolleeae, 666 nucleotides long. RefSeq lists its product as uncharacterized. The transcript is spliced from 8 exons. The record is from RefSeq and is a predicted model, not a curated record. The coding region runs from base 70 to 666 and encodes 198 amino acids. Lineage: Eukaryota; Metazoa; Arthropoda; Copepoda; Calanoida; Temoridae.
ACUCUUCUUUAAUUAUCUCUUUAAUUAGGAAAUUACUUAUCUAUUUAAUUGCAGAGGAAAUGAAUUGAUAUGGAUACGGAACCAUGGAUAACUCCACCCAAGCGGAAGGCGGGCUGUUGUUUCUCUCUGACUGGUUGGGUUCUAGUGGUUGGGGUGGUGGGGGCGUGUCUAGGAGUGGCAGCCCUUACUGCUUACGGGAUCGUCCAAGCACCAACUAUUAGGGGAAAGUUGGGUGAUUACUUCAAUACUACAGCAAGAGGAGCAGAUGACACUGAGGGUUCAGAACCUGAAAAUGAGAAGAAGAGCUUAUAUAGUAUAGCAUACACGAUUGAGAUAAUAUUAGUUGUUGUUGGAGGGCUUCUGGGUAUUUUUACUAAUUUAGCACUUAUUUAUGGUGUUGUGUACUUUAGAAGGUGGUUUCUCGUUCAUUGGCUGGUUUUCCACGUCUUGGUGGUGAUUGCAGGACUGGUGGCGGCCAUAUUGUUAAUAAUUCUCCAAGUUGAUGUGUACAAAGUGUACACUCUCAUACCGAUUGGAAUAAUUUUCGUGGUUAUCAUCGCUUGGAUCAUGGUUUAUGAAUUGUUUUGUAAAAUGGGAAUGCAUCAAAAUCUUGUUCAACAGCCCUGUCAGCUGCACUACAACUUUAGUUUGAAAAUGUUGAAAUAG